Entrophospora sp. SA101 is the source of this 285-nucleotide messenger RNA. The record is from the annotation of a GenBank genome assembly. Lineage: Eukaryota; Fungi; Glomeromycota; Glomeromycetes; Entrophosporales; Entrophosporaceae.
AUGGUAGAUAGCUUAUGGCAAUCAGAAGGUCAAUUGGCAUUAGAGACUGCUAAAGUUUGUCUUAUCAAUGGCACUUCAACAGGUUGCGAAAUUCUUAAAGAUUUAGUUUUACCUGGCAUUGGAUCAUUUACAGUUGUUGAUAACAAGAUCGUUGAAGGAUCAGAUGUAGGAAUUACAUUUUUUCUUGAUACAGAUUGCAUAGGAAAAAAUCGAGCAGAGUCUGUUACUCAAUUAUUGCAAGAAUUAAAUGAAGAUGUUAAAGGAUAUUAUCUUUCAGAGGAUUAG